Molecule: messenger RNA, 1676 nt
Organism: Amphibalanus amphitrite
Lineage: Eukaryota; Metazoa; Arthropoda; Thecostraca; Balanomorpha; Balanidae
Product: membrane-associated progesterone receptor component 1-like
Exons: 4
Coding region: 561-1181 (206 amino acids)
Cellular component (GO): membrane; endomembrane system
Source: RefSeq, a predicted model, not a curated record
GACGUCAUAAAAACGUUCAGCUUUGAACAAACUGUAAAGCGAGAAAUUCAAAAAAAUUGAAAGAAUCAAAAUAAGCAACCGAUGAUUUGUUAUUUACACCAACUCCGAAUAAAGUUUGCGAGAAAUUUCUUAUUUUCAUUUCCUUCACUCCCACGCGAAUCUGAAUGUCUGGCGCUAGGCAGCACCGUGAAUGGUGCUUGUUUUGAGCCUUUGAUGUCAUAAGUUUACCGAAAUUAUUAUACCGAAGUCCCUUUGACACUCAGGUUGUGUUCCAGUCACAGUUUUGUUUCUUGUGGGGUUUGUGUCUUCUUGAUUCUUGAUGGGAGGAGUGUUGGGAUGCGGUAACUGGUGUCGGGUAAAUAAGGAAAAAUCGGGGAUUAACACUUGAUUUUGGGCUGCGAGUGGUGUUUGCGUGUUCGAUCAUAGAGCAUUUGCUUGUUUGAUUUCUCUGAAGGACUAUUCCUGGCGCGUAGCAAAGUGAAAGAAACUGAAAAAUUUGAGUGCAGCCUGGCCAUUUGCUCUGUGCCUGUCAGAGUGCCAGGCUCCUUUGAGUAACAGCCAUGGCAGCAGAGGGUGGUGAGGAGCCAGCCGGAGCGGCACCAGCGGCCGAGACUGGUGGCCUGUGGGAGGCGUUCUGCGCAGAGCUCCAGAGUCCUGCCAACAUCCUGCUCAUCUGCGCCUGCCUCUACAUCGUCUACAAGCUGUGGGUGCGUCAGCGAGAGGAGCGCGCGCCGCCACCGCCGGCCGAGCCGCAGCUGCCACCGCUCAAACGUCAGGACUUCACGCUGGAACAACUCAAAGUGUACGACGGCACGGAGCAGUGUGACGGCCGCGUCCUGGUGGCCGUCAACUAUAAGGUGUUCGACGUGACCAGAGGAAAACGCUUCUACGGACCCGGCGGGCCAUACGCGGCGUUUGCCGGCAAAGACGCAUCCCGCGGCCUGGCCACCUUCUCGGUGGAGGGCGUCGACGACCGCUUCGACGACCUCAGCGACCUGACGCCGAUGCAGAUGGAGUCGGUGCGCGAGUGGGAGGCCCAGUUCACUGAUCGUUACGUAUACGUCGGUAAGCUGCUGAAGCCGGGAGAGAGGCCCUCUGAAUACACAGACGACGAGGAGGCGUCCGGCACGGCCGACAGCCCGCGGCCCGACCAGCCGUCCGGCGACAAGAAGACCGACUGAGUCGCCCCUCUCAGACCCGAGAGCGAUCAUCGAAUAGCCCGAGUGCGGGCGGCGACCGGCUCCGCUCGCGCGGCGUGUGGCGGCCGCGCAGUGGUGCGCGGUCCGUGUGCUGUGGGCGCCAGUGGUGAUGCCAGUGGUGCUGUCUCUGGUGCCGUGAGUGGUGCCGCCUCUCUGGUGUCGGCAGUGGUGCCAGUUUCCUCUGAUACGGCCCGGCCCAGCCGGAUGCCGUCUCGUUUUAUUGCGCGCCCGUCUAUGCGCCCCGGCUGUCUGCUGGCCCAGCCUGCCCCGUUGCUGUUCCGUUUGCGUUUCUUACAUUGUUCGUUUGGGGCAGGCCGCCGCUGUGUGUGCAUGAGUGAACACGUGACCGCUGGCCGCGCCGGCUGCGGCGCCGCGGCACAGGUCACGUGAUAUGGUGGCGGCCCUAGGGCAGAUAUUAAUCAGCUGAGCACCGCUCGCAGGCAGUUUCUGCAAAUAUAUUAUGUACUAUGGAACGAA